Molecule: messenger RNA, 3932 nt
Organism: Thunnus maccoyii (southern bluefin tuna)
Lineage: Eukaryota; Metazoa; Chordata; Actinopteri; Scombriformes; Scombridae
Gene: pgap1
Product: post-GPI attachment to proteins inositol deacylase 1
Exons: 27
Coding region: 148-2997 (949 amino acids)
Biological process (GO): endoplasmic reticulum to Golgi vesicle-mediated transport; GPI anchor metabolic process
Cellular component (GO): endoplasmic reticulum
Molecular function (GO): phosphatidylinositol deacylase activity
Source: RefSeq, a predicted model, not a curated record
GGUUCCUGUUGUGGGGUUGAGAGUCGCCGGUGUGCAUGACAGCCUGCGUGGUGUCUUCCCCCCCUGGCAGAGGAGUUUACUGAUUGAAAAUGGAAACAUGGAGAUUGCCCAGCUAUAAAAUUUGAAACCGAGACUUACAGUUGAACCAUGAAACUCGCCACUGUGGUUUUUUACGGUUUAUCUCUGGGGCUGCUGGCGGUUGGCCUGCGAGAGUUGCUGACUGGCUUCGAGGAGAACAGAUGCAGUAUGACCUAUAUGUUUGAAUACCCGGAAUACCGCGUCAGCAGCAGAUCAGCGUUGCAAGAUAUGGACCGGGUGGCCCUGCCUCGUCGUGUGGCCAGACUGUACCCAGCGUAUGGGCUCUACCUGUACGGUGAGGGUCUGUACGCCCAGGAGACCCGUGCCCUUAAACUCACCGGUGCCCCUGUUCUCUUCCUGCCUGGAAAUGCAGGCAGUUAUAAACAAGCUCGCUCGCUGGGCUCGGUGGCCCUGAGGAAGGCUGAAAACAUGGAGGGAGGUCUCCACUUCAAUGUCUUCACUGUGGACUUCAACGAGGAGCUGGUGGCUCUUUACGGCGGCAGUUUGCUCCGACAGACACACUUCCUGCAUGAGAGCAUUAAGGCCAUCCUGAAGCUCUACAAGCACCUGAAGAACCCCCCUCAGAGUGUGGUGCUCGUGGGCCACUCCAUGGGAGGAGUGGUAGCUCGGGCGUUGUACACUUUACCCCGCUUUAACACCAAUCUGGUCAGCCUCAUCAUCACCCAGGCCUCCCCUCACCUGGCUCCAGUGCUGGCCCUGGACCCAUACCUGCUGGAUUUCUACUCUACAGUGCGACAGAAGUGGGUGAGCCAGGCGAAAAAGCUCAGGAACGUCACAGUCCUGUCGGUUGGUGGUGGUUACCGUGACUACCAGGUCCGCUCCGGUCUGAUAUCCCUACCUUGUCCCCCAGGAGACCCCAAUAAGUUGUCACUGGUGGCAACUGCAGUCCCGAGGACAUGGGUAUCCACUGACCAUCUGUCCAUCGUUUGGUGCAAAGAGCUCGUUCUCGCUACUGUCAGAGCAUUCUUUGACCUCAUCGAUCCUGAUACCAGACAGUUCACAGAAAACCCAGAGAAGAAAAUGGCUGUUCUGAACCAUCACUUCAUCAGACACCCUGUCAGGAUGGUGGGAGAAACUCAAGACACCUCCAUCUCCAUCUUAGAUAUUCCUGAAGCGUGGAGUGAAGUAAACACACUGCGUCUGGCUUACAGCACACCAAAGGAGGGACAGGUCAAAUAUUUUAUGUUUGCCCUGUCGAGUCGCAGGAAAGCCUACAGCCAUUUCUACUGCCGCAGCAACAACCUGGAGAUGACAAGCUGGGUGUACGGCUGCGUGCACAGGAACGGUUCUUCAUGUGUGCAUGCAGUGGAUUUGUCCAUGGAAACUGAGCUUCUGCCUCCAUACAAGGUCCUUAUUCUGAGUCUCAGUGACUUGUCUUCAGUUACUCAUCUGGUUGUUUCAGCCUCCAACCUCAAUGGCAAACAGUUCACGGUGGAGUGUGAGUGGCAGAGACAAGCAUCACAAACUCUGUCUGUCCCAGUACCACAUGUCCUGUCCUUUGGUUUGACCGUCAGUGAUAUUACAGUCAACUCCUCUGGUCUUCUUCACACCAUCGUGCUGCAACACUUUCACCAGGUCUAUCAGGCUUUCAGAAUUAAUGUUGCCAGCCAGUGCAAAGUGUAUAAAGAUCGAUUGCCCAACGUGUACAGAAUGAAGGUCCCGUGGUUCAGGGAGGACUCUUUAAUCACAGUCAGUGUGCCAUCAGUGACCGAGAUCUCAGGGAUGCUCCAUACAAGUCGUUCAGACAACACCUCAGGGGUCCUCCUUCAGCUCCACACUGCCCCCAACUGCCAGUAUAAGGUGUCAGUAAGGACUUCGUUACCCAGGGUGCUGGGACAGAUACUGAGGUUCUGUGGUCCCAUGGUGCCAGUGUACACAGCUGUAACUCUCCUCCUGGCCUGCGGGGGGCAGCUGUCCUUCAUCCAGAAGUUUGGCCGUGCUGCACACAUGAGCCAGGUGGUGGGCAAAGGCCUGCAGCCUCAUAAAGUCAACCUGCCUGUUUUCAUUCUGCACAUCUUACUUAGCUGUAGCUGGUUUAAAGAGGUCUGGUCACUUCUUUACCUCCCCCCUAUGGAUGCCCUCCCCCCAACCUCCUCUGAUGUAACAUUUCAUGAGGGAGUGGUACCAGUCGAAGAAUGGCCUCGCCUCAUGUCCCCACUCCUCUACCUCUUCGGGGCAGCUGUGGCAUUUUGGGGCAGCGCAGUCCUUCGUCUCAUCAUGCGCCUGAUCUCAUUAAUAUUAGCUCCGUUUCACAGACCAUCGGUCUCUAGAGACUGCGGCACCCUGCAGCUGCGGACCCAGCUCCUCAUCACUCUGUGUCUGGCUGUUUUGGGCGGGACGUCCUGUGGGGCGUUUUCAUUAUUUGCUGCUUUUCUGCUCCACCUUUACAGGGUACUAAGGCUACAGAUGACUGAAAGGUCUUUGAGUCACAUGCUGAAUCUGGCUCCCCGGAAGCACAAAGAAGCUGAGAAUGGCACAGUCGAUGCUGAGACCCCAACCAAGUCUAAGGAAUGUAAUGGCGCCCCCCUGCUGUCUGAGUGUGCUCUGCAGGAGGUGAGGGAUGAUCUACAGCUCCACCUCUGCCUAUCCGCGGUCCUCACACUACCUGUCAUGCUCAGCGCACCCUCACUUCUCCACUGGAUCCGCAACCUGAGGUAUUCCACCCAGUUGGAUCCUGACCCUUGUUGGCCUCACAUUGUGCCUCUAAUCAUUGUAUACAUGCUGCUUAUUAACUGCAACACUUUAAAACUCAGCAACAGUAAACUCUUGCCUCUGACGUCCUGCCUCCCUCUGCCCUUGGCCAUCGCCAUGGUGAUCUUCUCUCCACUCCACCUCUACAGAGUCACCUACUUCCUGUUGGCAACACUCGUCCCUCUGGCUUUGUGUUGUCUGCUCUGACGGUAUCUGGCUGGUGUCAGCCCUCAUCUCUACCAUAACAAGCCUUUCUCUAAGUUACAGCUUGACUCACUGGAGCUGGUUGAGACUGAGUCACACUUUGGGAACCUCGUUUGUCCCGGGAAGACUUACUCUUAUCUGUCUGCUGUGGAGCAGAGCCAUAGACAUACAUAGCUUGGGGAACUGCUUGCUCAAUGUUAGCGCUAAAAGCUCCGUGGUGAUUACAUGAUGUUUUUAAAACGAGAGGAUGUAAUGGCCUUGGAACAUUUGGUGCGAAUAUGGCUCUGUUGGAUUGACCUGAAACCAAGUUUGCCUUACUCUGUAUAUCUAUGGCUCUGCCUUCAAGGAGAAAGAACUCCGCUACCAGUGAAGCUACUGAUACUAGAGAUUCUCAACAGGGUGUUACUGUUUAAAAUGUGUCAUUUUUGUUUUUGUUUGUUUUUCCGCUGUCCACAGUGGCAUUGUUCACUGUGGUCACUACACUGUUAACUCCUACACUGCCUACAGCUUAGCGAUGACUUAUAGUUGUGUGUUAUCUUUACCUACCGACUGUUUGUAGCACUGCCACAUAACCGGAUGGCAGUGUCAUACGUUCAUUCCCCAAGAAAAUCCAAAGUGGACAUGUUUACAUUCUGCGUUAUUCACUUUUUUUAUACAGAACAGAAUCAAUGAAAGGCAAAACUAAAGUCUGCACUGGAAAAGGCUUUUCUAGAUGUGGAGGUUUUAACUAGGGCUGUGACUAACAAUCAUUCGGUUUUCAUCAUCGAUUAAUCAGCUGAUUAUUUUCUCAAUUAAUCAGUUUUUCUAUAAAUGUUCAAAAACUGAGAAAAUGGCACAGUUUUCACAAUUUCUCAGUUUGCUCAUUUUGUCUGAACAACAGUUCAAAACCAAAAGACUUUAAAUUUACUAUCACAUAUGAUAAAGAAAAGCAGCUGAAA